Molecule: messenger RNA, 4002 nt
Organism: Pyrgilauda ruficollis (rufous-necked snowfinch)
Lineage: Eukaryota; Metazoa; Chordata; Aves; Passeriformes; Passeridae
Gene: WSCD2
Product: WSC domain containing 2
Exons: 9
Coding region: 1085-2776 (563 amino acids)
Source: RefSeq, a predicted model, not a curated record
AUUGUGCCUGGGAAGCGGCGGCUGCUGGUGCGGGAAGUUGGGGGGCACCGGGUUCCCCCCGCGGCUUUGCGGGAGUUGAUGAUUCCCGCCUCAUCCCGGCAGGGAUUUUCCGCUGGUUUCUGCUGAUUUUGGAAGGGUUUUGCUUCGCUGAGGGAGCCAGGCAGGAGAGAGCUCUCCUCAUCCUCAUCCUCAUCCUCCUUCCCAGACUUUGUGCAGGAACACCUCCGCCGGGGAAAUAAGGAGCAGAAGGGAACGUAAUCCUGCCAGAAGCCUCUCCCCUGUUUAUUUUCCUCUUCCCACAUCCAUGCUGGCAACUUGGGGGAAUAAUUUAACAUAAAGAUGAGCAGGGAGAGCAGAGGCAGUUGCAGAACGGCGUGAAGGUAACCUUGAGCCGAGCCCUAUAAACCCCGGCCUCCGUCAAGGCAGGAUUAAAGAAACUUUCCUGGCAAUCCAGAGCUGGGAAUCCCAGCCUGGCCCUGGGAAUUACAGCCCCGGGGUGCCCCCACCCAGCCUGGCCCGGGCCCACUGCACCUUCUCAUCUGGUGGAGAUUUCUUGCUCUGGGAGUGAGCUGAAAGGGGUUUCCUUACACAAAGCGUCCCAGGCAGCAUUCCAGGCUCCAGGUGCCUCCAGGCACCUUCCAUUCUUUGUCUGAAAGGGCAGCGGUGCCGUUCCCAUCCCAGCGAUGCCUGACGGGGCCGGUGCCGCCGGGAGCGAGGAGCUGCGGCAGCUGAUCGGCUUUCAAAUCACCUUCAAACCUCGAUUUCCUUAACAUGAUCCCUCCAUCAGCGCAGUCCCCGGGGCACAGCCGGGGGACUUUGCCGGCAGGAGAAUAAACCGGGGCUGGAGGUGACAGCCAGCGCUGGAACACCCCGGCCACGAGGCGGGGACUCCAAAUCCACCUUCCCCUGCACUCCAAGACUUUUUAGGGUCGAGUAACAGCUUUGCACGACCUCGCCCUGCAGCUCUCACCCCAUUUGCUCGCCGGGAUUCACCUCGCCUGGAUAAUCCCCUCCUCGGAGCAUCCCUGGAGCCGCAGAGCAGCUUCCCCGCGGCGCCGGCUGCCGGGGAAGGCAUGAAGACGCUAUGGCCAAGCUCUUGCUAAAACUCCAGCGGUAUUUUCGGCGCAAACCCGUGCGUUUCUUCACUCUGCUGGCUCUGUACCUAGCGGCAGGCAGCUUGGUUUUCCUGCAUUCCGGCUUCUCCGGGGAGCCCAGGGUGCCGGGGAGCCCGCGGAGCCCCGCGGCCGCCGAGGGGCCGGGGCUGCCCUACCUGGGGGUGAUGCAGCUCAGCCGCGGCUUCAAGGCGGCAGCGACGAUGCCGGCGAGGGGCCGACGACACGGCCCCUGGUUCAAAAGCACCUCCAAGGAGCCGUCGGACAGGGGGAAAUCCCGGGAGAACGGCGGACCCCGGAGCCGGGCGCUCAGGGGCAGGAGCGGCCGCGAGAAGGAGGAGGACAGAGCCCGGUACAUCGGCUGCUACGAGGACAACACCCGGCAGAGGACCCUGCGCGGGAUGUCCUUCUUCGACUACAAGAAGAUGACGGUGUUCCGCUGCCAGGACAACUGCGCCGAGCGGGGGUACCUGUACGCGGGGCUGGAAUUCGGGGCCGAGUGCUACUGCGGGCACAAGAUCCAGGCGUCCAACGCCAGCGAGUCCGAGUGCAACAUGGAAUGCAAGGGAGAGCGGAGCAACACCUGCGGCGGGAUCAACCGGCUCUCCAUCUACCGCCUGGAGCUGGCCCAGGAAUCCGCCCGCAGGUAUGGAAGCGCGAUAUUCCGGGGCUGCUUCCGUCGGCCGGAAAACGUCUCCAUCGCCCUGCCUGCCAGCCAGCUCAUGCUCAACAUGUCCGUGGAUAAAUGUGUGGAUUUCUGCACAGAAAAGGAAUUCCCGCUGGCAGCGCUGGCGGGCACCACGUGCCGCUGCGGCUUUCCCAGCACGCUGUUCCCGCUGCACGAGCGCGAGGACGAGCAGCUCUGCGCGCACAAAUGCGCCGCCGAGGAGUUCGAGAGCUGCGGCUCUGCCGAGUUCCUGCUGGUCUACCAGACACAAGUGCAGGACAACCGCUGCAUGGACAGGAGGUUCCUGCCCAGCCGUGCCAAGCAGUUGGUGGCCCUGGCCAGCUUUCCUGGAGCCGGGAACACCUGGGCCCGGCACCUGAUCGAGUUGGCCACCGGCUUCUACACCGGCAGCUACUACUUUGAUGGCUCCCUCUACAACAAAGGAUUCAAGGGCGAGCGGGACCACUGGAGGAGUGGGAGGACCAUUUGCAUCAAGACCCACGAGAGUGGGCAGAAGGAGAUCGAGUCCUUCGACUCGGCCAUCCUGCUCAUCCGCAACCCCUACAAGGCGCUGAUGGCCGAGUUCAACCGCAAGUACGGGGGACACAUCGGCUUCGCCGCCCACGCCCACUGGAAGGGCAAAGAGUGGCCAGAGUUUGUGGCCAACUACGCUCCGUGGUGGGCGACCCACACGCUGGACUGGCUGCGCUACGGCAAGAAGGUGCUGGUGGUGCACUUCGAGGACCUCAAACGCGACCUGUUCGCGCAGCUGCAGAGGAUGGUGGCCCUGCUGGGCGUCACGGCCUGCGAGGACAGGCUGCUGUGCGUGGAGGGACAGAAGGACGGCAACUUCAAGCGCUCGGGGCUGAGGAAGCUGGAGUACGACCCCUACACGGCCGAGAUGAGGAAGGUGAUCAGCGGCUACAUCCGAACCGUGGACGCGGCCCUGAAGCUCCGCAACCUCUCGGGGGUCCCUGAGGAUUAUUACCCCAGAUGAUGGUGACCGCAGCGGGGGGAUUGUGGCCGAGGGUGGCUCGGUCCUCCCAGAUUCUGCUUAAUUCCACCCAGUGGGUGGCUCCUCUUUUAACCCUCCAUGUGCUGCUGUAGCUGUUGGUCACUCCCUGCAUGAGCCACCACAGGUCCCCAGCCGCCGCUGAGCUUUUUGAUGGCCAACCUGGGGACAAGGGUGCCUUCCCUGCUCCCCCGGGGUCCCUGCUCCUGUUCUGGCUGCCCCAGCCUUCCUGGGAAGUGCAGUGGGAUGUCUGUGUCCCCUCAGGCUCUCCUGGGGACAUCGAGCUGCUCAGGCCGUGCCUGAUGUACAUGGAGCUGAGCUCCCUGGGGUGGGUGUCCCCAAAAUCCCAGCCCUGCAAGGAUUCCACUUGUGCUUGAUGGAAUCUUCAGCCUUCCCAAGGGAGGAUGGACCACGGGCGUGGCACUGUGUGGGCGAUGCCCCCGUGGAUCCUGCCUGAGGUUAUGGGAUGGCAAGGCCGUGCUGUGCAAUGUCCCCAAACCUGGUGGCUGUGGCCCCUUGAGCCAUCCUGUGGCUCCCUGAGAAUUCUCUGGAAUUCCCCAUCCACAGCACCAGGAAAAAUUGCUGCUCCAGCCUCUGGGGGGGCCCAUGACCCCCACCAGUGUGGCUACAGUGGAAGCUCCUCUUCCCUGUGGAUGCAGCUCCAGAGGGGGACAUUUUCCCUGGACAGAGGAUCUGCUGGGACCCACGAGCUCAUCCAGGCCUCGUUUCAGAGCCCAUGAGCCAGAACAUCCCCUCAGGAGCAUUUUUGGGGGGCCAGGAGCAGGGUCCACACUGCAACCCAACCCCCGUGGGGAGCACACCCUGGGGCUGAGCUUUGGGGUGCCCCAAAGCCAAACCAAAGGAUCCCACACACCGGGAAUGUGCCGAUUUCCGGGCUGGCUUUGUGCACAGCUGCAUGUGGUCCCUGGCUGUCCCCUCAUCCCAUGCCACCCUCCCCAUCCUGGCUUUGUCCCAAACGAGCUCCCCAAGGCUCCCAACCCGCAAAACCCCUUGGAUGUAGGUGCAAAAGCCAUAUAUUGUACGCAGCCUUUUCUAGAGUUAGAGAUUCACCAGUUGGCUUUUAAUUCUUGAUCCUGACAGAAAUGCAGGCACAGGUCAAAUCCAGAGACCACACUUGGUCUCUAUUCCAAGAGAGAAGAAAACUCCCUGGAGAAAAAAAGGAGAAUUUCAAUAAAAAUCUAUUUUUCUAA